AAUCUUUGUUAUGACAUUUCUUGGAAAUAAAGUUUGACUUCACUGGGAACUUUGCUACUUUGCUUUAACUUGUUUUAACUUUUACAUUUUAUUCAUAUCUAAGACAAUACUUGAUUGUAGAAAUAAGGGUUUUAAUUAAUCAAUCAAGUGUAACGCUGACAAAAAUUCGAUUUGGCGAAUACCUCUUCUGGUUCAGGAAGUAAUAAUUUAGUUGCCGGAGAAGUUACAGAGCAUCGUUUGAAUAUAUUUUUAUUGCAUUAGAGGCAAACAUGCCAGGCAUUGCCACCAUGUCUUUAGACAACAUGUUUUGCACCCGUUGUGGUGAUGGCUUUGAGCCCAAUGAAAAGAUUGUCAAUUCAAACGGAGAGCUUUGGCAUACUAACUGCUUUGUAUGUGCCCAAUGCUUUCGUGUAUUUCCCGAGGGUGUAUUUUACGAAUUCGAAGGACGUAAAUAUUGCGAACGAGAUUUCCAAGUGCUCUUCGCCCCUUGUUGUGGUAAAUGUGGCGAGUUUGUGAUUGGCCGCGUGAUAAAAGCGAUGAACGCGAACUGGCAUCCGGCAUGCUUCCGGUGCGAGGAGUGCAGCGCGGAGCUUGCAGACGCCGGCUUCAUCAAGCAUGCCGGCCGCGCUCUUUGCCACACCUGUAAUGCACGCCUCAAGGCGGACGGCUUGCAGAACUACAUGUGCCACAAGUGCCAUGGGGUAAUCGAUGGCGAGCCGUUGCGGUACCGUGGCGAAGUGUACCACGGCUACCACUUCACUUGUGCUACAUGCGGCGUCGAGCUGGACCACACGGCUCGCGAGGUGAAGCAUCGCCCGGGCUACGCUGCUAACGAUGUGAACAACUUAUUCUGCCUGCGUUGCCACGACAAAAUGGGUAUCCCCAUUUGCGGUGCUUGCCGUCGCCCAAUCGAGGAGAGGAUUGUCACCGCUCUCGGCAAGCAUUGGCAUGUUGAGCAUUUUGUGUGUGCCAAAUGUGAGAAACCAUUCCACGGGCACCGGCACUACGAGAAGAAAGGUCUGGCGUACUGCGAGCAGCACUACCAUCAGCUGUUUGGCAACUUGUGCUAUGUCUGCAACCAGGUCAUUGCAGGCGAUGUAUUCACAGCGCUGAACAAGGCGUGGUGCGUGCAUCACUUUGCGUGCGCGGUUUGUGAUGCGGCGCUGAGCACGCGCAGCAAGUUCUACGAGUACGACGAGCGGCCCGCCUGCCGCCGCUGCUACGAGCGCUUCCCGCAGGAGCUGCGCCGCAGACUGCGCCGCGCGCAUCACUACACGCACCGCAGGAACUGACCGCCGAUAAAAUGGCUCGAAGUAUAUGGUGAACAAAUGGCCUGCUAUGAAAAUUAUUUUUUUUUUCUUUUAUUAAAAAAUUUAGACAUUAACAUUAUUAAUCUGAAAUAUAAUUUAAUUAAACUAAUUUACUCAUCGUUGGUUUAUCACAUCAAAAUCCCUUUAUAAAACAACUAUCUCUUUUUGUUAAAAGUUUAAUCAUUAGGAUGACAACGUGUCUUGUACAGGGAUUUUGAUCUCAGAAACCAACGUUAAGUAUCUGACAAAUAUUUAAGGGGAUCAACUGAUAUUUCAAUGAACAUUUAUAGUGUUCUGUUAAUGAAUAAGAGAGAUGCCCACAGACGCGGACAAUUGUAACGACGACGCGGUACAUUAGUGUAGUUUUACAAUAAACUAUUUUUACCCGAUGCGAAAUGACAUGUUUCAGGCUAAAAAUAAAAUAUUCUUUUCGUGGCUAUAUUUCAACAAAAUCUCUGUAUAAAAUAUAUGGUUGUGUAAUGUCUUUAGAAAAAUGAGAUAAAAAUAUGUUUUAAAUGGAGAUUUAGGUAUCAGAAACCCACAGUUAUUUAACUUAAAUGUUUUUUGUAAAGGCCUCUAAAUACAGUUAUUGUAUAAUGCUUUUGUUCUUACUGUUAAGGCUUUAAUCUAGAUUAAUUUAUCCUAGAAAACGAAUAACUCUUAUGACAUUAUAUACAAUAUAUUAAUGUAUUUCUAAUAAUGAUUAUAAAAUAUUAAUAUUGUACACACAUAUAUUUGUUGUACGAAAAUGUGCCUUUACGUAUACUUUUAAAAACUAUGGAAAUAAUUUAUAAGUUUAUAGAAUCUGUCUUGUAGUUACUAAUGGCCGGUUUCAUCAAAAAUGCUAAAUUAAAAAAAAAAGACAAUGACUGUGCCGUAUUAAUACAAUUUAAAACUUUAGUAAUCAAGCAAAAUUUAAGUAAUAUAGUUUUCAAUCAUCUAGACAGCUCGGAACUUCGCCAGUCACUGCGCAAACACAUGUGUAACGGUGCGUAAAUGUAUGCAUAUAUGACCCUGAGCCGCCAAAAUAUUUGAAACGGCCUAUACUUGAGCAUAUCAUUUGAACUAAAAUGUUGAUGAAAACGGUUAUGAGUAAAGCAAAAGAAUUGUGAGCAUUUAAAGGAUUGAAUAUUACUAGCUAAUAAUGUUAAAUGCGUAAUCAAUUUAUAUUAAUGUUGCUUAAAUAAAAAAUAACACAUUUUUA
This is a messenger RNA of Papilio xuthus (Asian swallowtail), 2514 nucleotides long. RefSeq names its product LIM zinc finger domain containing stck (gene stck). The record is from RefSeq and is a predicted model, not a curated record. The transcript is spliced from 10 exons. Gene Ontology annotation, biological process: cell-cell junction organization; cell-cell adhesion; positive regulation of substrate adhesion-dependent cell spreading. Lineage: Eukaryota; Metazoa; Arthropoda; Insecta; Lepidoptera; Papilionidae. Gene Ontology annotation, cellular component: cell-cell junction; cytoplasm; focal adhesion. The coding region runs from base 270 to 1292 and encodes 340 amino acids.